Messenger RNA from Rotaria sp. Silwood1, 2235 nucleotides. Lineage: Eukaryota; Metazoa; Rotifera; Eurotatoria; Philodinida; Philodinidae. The record is from the annotation of a GenBank genome assembly.
AUGCCUCGAUGUAAACAUCCAGACUAUUUGAAAAAUAUCAAUACUGCAAUGAAAGAAGGCUCCAUUAAUACUUGUGCUCGAAAAGCAGCUUUUCUCGCCCAAAUAGCACAUGAAAGUGCUGAAUUGGUCUAUAUGGAAGAAUUGGCUUCUGGUCAAGCAUAUGAAGGUCGAAAAGAUCUUGGCAAUACUCAAAAAGGAGAUGGAAAACGAUUUAAAGGUCGUGGUCCCAUUCAACUGACAGGUCGAGCUAACUACAGAGCAGCUGGAAAAGCUUUAGGCUUGGAUUUGAUGAAUCAUCCUGAAAGGGUCAAAACGCCUGAAGUCGGAUUUCGAACGAGUGUAUGGUUUUGGACAACACACAAAUUGAAUAAACUGGCAGAUAAGAAUACACUCACGUCAUUUCGAAUGAUCACUAAAAGAAUCAAUGGAGGUACGACCGGACAAGCUGAUCGAGAAAAGUCAUCUACAAAUACUCAUAUUAUUUGGGAAUAUAAGCUACAAAUUAAAUUUGUUAACACUAUUAUGUAUAUCACUUAUCAGGUGCUUCUAUUCAUUGUCUAUUCAACGAUUUUGAUUGAUUGCCAAGGUGGUGGUGGUGGUGGUGGUGGAGGCGGAGGUGCAGGUGCUUUUAUCGGCAGAGGUGGUUUUAGUGGUGGUAACUCUUGUAUGACUGAUGAUUGUAAACGACAUGCUAAGAUCGUUCGAGAUUGUGUUUUGGGCGGUUUUGUUGGAUUUUUACUGCUAUUGUUCAGUAUAUAUUGGUGCUGCCUACGUCACCAAGGUCGACCACGUCAAGAUAAUUCAAUCUUCAUUAACUUAGGGAAUCAAAAUAUCGACCAACAAGAAGCAUAUACACUUAAUCCUUUUCAGUCCGGCAUCUGGUCUAGUCGAUAUUUUCAAUAUGCAACAUGGCAUGGACCUUAUCAUUUUCCACUUUCAUUCGAUUCACUAUCGAUGAAAGUAACAGGAUCAGGAUCAGAUGAUGUUGGCGUAUUUACAAUCGAUGGAAUUUAUUCGUUCGACACAAAUCGAAUAGGUUUGACAAAAACAUAUCAAUUAGAUACAGGCGAUCGAUCCGAAAACUUAGGUCAUCAAGUCAUAAUUCAACUAACAUGGAAUGCUCAAAAUCGUCACUUCAAUGGCAAAUGAGAUUUGGGUGCAUCGAUUGCAGUUUAUCAUCAAGGCAAAUUAGUUGUUGAUUUAUCGGGUGGAUGGUUUGAUGAAUCACGCAAUAAACCCUAUGAUAAUGAUACAUUACAACUUGUCUUCUCAACAUCAAAAGGUGUCGUGGCUGCAACUGUUACUAUUUAUGUACAACGAGGUCUAAUUGACUAUUCAGAGUUCGUUACAACUUAUUGGCCAGAAUAUGGGCAACAUGGAAAGCAGAAUACUACGGUAGCAGAUAUUCUUUCUCACCGUGUUGGAUUACCAGACGAUUGGGCAGUUGGCGAACGAUAUCUUAAUUGGACGGCGAUGGUGCAUUCAUUAGAGCAACAGACACCAAUAAAGCCUCCGGGAACAGCCUCUCGUUAUCAACCUUAUACAUAUGGUUGGUUAGCUGGGGAACUUGUACGACGCGUUGAUCCUCAAAAGAGAACUUUUGGUCAGAUUAUUCAAGACGAAAUAGCAAAUAGACUAGAUAUUGAAUUUUAUAUCGGUCUACCAUCAGAACAACAAUAUCGUGUAUCACCACACGUUCUAGAUCGAAACGCAAUAACGACACCGAGUUGGUUAGUAUUAAUACCAUUUCACUUUUUCAAUGAACAUCGAACACAUCGAUCAGAAAUACCAGCUGUAAAUGGAAUUACCAAUGCUCGAUCAGUUGCAAGACUCUAUGCAUCACUCAUUGGUGACAUUGAAGAUGGAAAACACAAACGAUUAAUCAAUGAGAAAAUUAUGCAGCGAGCAACAAGACAGAACACACCUCAAGAUGAGAUUGACGUGAACCUAUUUCCUAUUCCGUUUGGCAUGGGUUUCAUGCUUUACGAUCAAAUGUUUCCAUCAUUGGGUCCAGGAACAUUUGGCCAUCAAGGUAAUGCUAGAUUUGAAUGUCAGGACUUUAUUCCUUUGUUUUUUGUAGGAGCUGGUGGCAGUAUUGGUUUCGUUUCUCCUGCAAAAAAUCUUUCUUUUGCCUAUGUUAUGAAUAAAUUCAAUUCAGAAUCAACACCCAAUACUGACUUCCGAAUAAAGAUGAUAUUAGAAAAGAUUGCGACCAUCGUCAAUUCAAAUGAUUAA